This is a messenger RNA of Emys orbicularis (European pond turtle), 1005 nucleotides long. RefSeq names its product organic solute transporter subunit alpha-like. Gene Ontology annotation, cellular component: membrane. Gene Ontology annotation, biological process: transport. The record is from RefSeq and is a predicted model, not a curated record. The transcript is spliced from 8 exons. Lineage: Eukaryota; Metazoa; Chordata; Testudines; Emydidae. Gene Ontology annotation, molecular function: transporter activity. The coding region runs from base 1 to 1005 and encodes 334 amino acids.
AUGGAGAAUGGGACCGAUCCCGUCUGCAUUGCAAAUGAGCCUCCGUUCUCUCACAAAAUUAUCGGAAGCCUUGAUAUAACAGGUAUAUUUCUCUUUGCCAUCUUGACUCUAAUGACACUAAUAGCCAACCUGGUGUUUGUAGAGGAAGUGUUCUAUAUCUACAGGAAAACCCCCUCCUCUAAAAGGACGAUUUUUAUUUGGAUAAAUGCAGCAGCUCCGGUGAUAGCUACUACAUCAUGCACUGGGAUGUGGAUUCCUCGCUCAACAAUGUUUACAGAUUUCACUGCAGCAGUUUUUUUUGCCAUUGUGAUCCACAAGUUCAUGCUGAUGAUGAUUGAAGAGUGUGGAGGUCAAAAGUUAUUUCUCAGGAGAUUUGAAAAUGAUCGUUUCAAGAUCAGCACAGGUCCCUGCUGUUGCUGUUGCCUUUGCCUCCCUUAUGUACACAUCACUAGACGAACCCUGUUUCUGCUGAAGUUGGGGACCAUUCAACUUGCUUUCCUUCGACCUGUGCUAAUGUUUCUGUCAAUAGUGCUUUGGACCAAUGGAAACUACAGCCUUUCUGAUUUAACUCCUAAUGGAGCUGCAAUAUGGAUUAACUGCUUUGUUGGUGUCCUUACAAUCAUUGCUCUGUGGCCAAUUGGAAUCAUGUUUCAACAAGUUCGAGUUCUUCUUAACUGUAAGAAGAUCAUCCCUAAGUUUGCACUUUAUGAGUUUGUCCUCAUUCUGAGCCAACUCCAGGCAGCCAUCAUCAAUAUCCUGGCUCUGCAAGGAAUUAUUCCCUGUGCACCACCUCUGGCUUCUUUAGCAAGAGGAGCGUAUAUGAACCAACAGCUUCUCAUAAUGGAAAUGUUUCUGAUAACACUGAUCUCAAGGGUGGUGUAUAGGAAAAGAUAUGAUGAUCUGGAACUUCCAGGGUGCACUGACCAGGAAACUAGCAACAACAAACAGAACACCAAGAUCAACCUAAAUGGCAAAGUUAUUGAAGAUGGAACCCACAAUGUUUAG